AUGGCUGCCGAAAAGAGUGCAGAUGCCUCUGGCACAGAAAGAGUUCGCUGGCAUGAUGAGGAACAAGGUCGCCAGCGGCCGCGGUCUCGCUCUCGCUCUCGCCCUCCUCGCCUAAGCCGCACCAAUUCCACUGAUUCCAUGGCGAUUCGCAGCAUUUCCCGAGCGCAGGUCGAUCCAGCCGUGACUCUCCCAAUUCAUUAUCGCACUGUUUCGUUUGGUAUUGAAGAGUCCAAAGGCAAAGAGCGUGCCGAAGCCAUCCGAGCCGCUGAUGCCACUGCCAAAGAUCUUGGUGACCUGGAAUGGCACAUUAUUGCCGCCCAAGAAGUCUCAUUGCGCCUCACAACCUCGCCCCAAGAUGGUCUAUCGGCUGAGCAAGUCGAGCGCCGCCAGCUUGAAUACGGUCGCAACGCUCCGUCCCCGCCCAAGACGAAUCGCACAAUGACAAUUUUCGGCUACUUCUUCAAGGGUUUCGGCGGUAUCCUGCUCGUCGGCAGCAUCCUCGUCUUUGUGUCCUGGAGGCCUCUCGGCGAGCCCAACCCGGCACUUGCCAACCUUGCCCUCGCUAUUGUUCUGCUGGCCGUCUUCUUUCUUCAAGCUAGCUUCAACAUGUUCCAAGACUGGUCCACGUCCCGUGUCAUGGCUUCAAUCAAGGACAUGCUACCGGAGCAGUCGCAGGUAAUGCGUGACGGGAAACUCGUGCACGUGCCUGCUGAGGAGCUUGUACCUGGCGAUGUUGUCCGCAUCAAGGCAGGUAACAAGCUCCCGGCCGACCUACGUCUUAUUCAAACCUCUUCCGAUGUCAAGUUUGAUCGCUCCGUCUUGACGGGCGAGUCUCGUCCUGUGCCGGGUACCGUCGACUCUACAGAUGAAAACUACCUGGAGACGCACAAUAUUGGUCUUCAGGGCACGCACUGCAUCAUUGGUACCAGUACGGGCAUCGUGGUCGCAACCGGCGACAAGACAGUCUUCGGCCGCAUCGCCAGCCUGACAAAUGAGCCCAAGACAAAAAUGACGACCCUGGAGAAAGAAGUCUUGUACUUUGUGCUCUUCAUUUGCGGCAUCAUGCUCACCAUGAUCACCGUUGUCCUGGUUCUUUGGGGUGCUUGGCUUCGCAAAGAUCACCCUGGCUUCAUCUCCGUCAGCGCCCUGAUUGUCAGCUGCGUCAGUGUCGCCGUUGCCUUUAUUCCCGAGGGUCUCCCCAUUGCCAUCACGGCCGGUCUCACCAUCACUGCCAAUCUGAUGAAGAAGAAUGAUGUUCUCUGCAAGUCGCUCAAGACUGUUGAGACGCUCGGCUCCGUGUCCGUCAUCUGCUCCGACAAGACAGGUACUCUGACGCAGGGUAAAAUGUCUCUCACUGACUGCGCCAUUGGCAGCCUCAACCUCAGCACCGAAGAACUUCAGCAACAGCUGGUCAAGGAUGAAAAAGGCGGUGAUUCUCCGCUGCGCUCUACCUUUGGCCAACUCGGAGCCCUCGCUGCUCUUUGCAACGCCGCGGAGCUUGAUGCAUCACAGGCAGAUAUCCCCUUGGCGCAGCGCAACAUCUUUGGUGACGCUACAGACACGGCUAUUCUGCGAUUUUCCGAGUCCAUCGCUGAUGGUAAUGUGGGCUACUUUAGGGGAUGCUGGCAAAAGGUGUUUGAUCUCGCUUUCAAUAGCAAGAACAAGUUCAUGAUUCGUACGUUUACCUGCAGCCGCAAGGAGGCUCUUCCAUAUACGAUGCACUCAUCUGCCGCUUCUCAAUUUGGCGACGACGAUAUUCUUCUCACCAUCAAGGGUGCGCCUGAUGUACUUAUUGGCCGCUGCUCCGAGUACCUCACACCGAGUGGCCAAGUGGCCUCCAUGGAUCAAAGAGCUCUUGCCACAUUUGAGCACCUUAAGCAGGUAUACUCAUCGCAGGGCAAGCGUUGUCUGCUCCUCGCCCGCAAGAUUGUUCGCGGCAGCUCCAUAAAGAAUGCUGUUCAGGACGGCGCUUAUGAGACGGAAAUGUCCGAAUUGGCCAAGUCUGGUCUUGCCCUCGUUGGCCUGGUUGCUAUUGUCGAUCCUCUCCGGCCCGAGAUCCGGGAUGUCGUGUCUACACUUCGCGGAGCCGGUAUAAGAAUUGCCAUGGUUACAGGUGACUUUAGUCUGACGGCGCUGGCCAUUGCUCGCGACGCCGGAAUCGUCACAUGCGUUCACGUCGACGGCGCCAGCCACCUGGAGCGCAACCCCGACCCUACCUCCGACUCAACGGAUACUGAAGAAAAGAGUAACGGUAGUGGCACGCGAGGUGCCCUCGUCAUCAGCGGCAGUGAGCUCACGCUGCUCAACGACUACCAGUGGAACACGCUCACCGAAUACGAGGAGAUUGUCUUUGCGCGCACCACGCCAGAGCAGAAGCUGCGUAUAGUGCGCGAAUUCCAAAAGGACAAUGUAGUGGCCAUGACGGGUGACGGCGUCAACGACGCGCCGUCGCUCAAGGCGGCCGAUGUGGGCAUUGCACUGGGCAGUGGCUCGGACAUUGCCAUGGAGGCAGCGGACAUGGUCCUGUUGGACUCGUUUUCGUCCAUUGUAAUUGCCGUGCAGUACGGCCGUGUCGUUUUUGACAAUUUGAAAAAGGUCAUUGCCUAUCUACUUCCUGCCGGCUCCUUCUCUGAGUUUUGGCCCGUCAUCACAAACGUCGCAUUUGGCCUACCUCAGAUUCUGUCUUCUUUCCUGAUGAUUAUCAUCUGCUGCUUCACUGAUUGCGUGGCUGCCACCAUUCUGUCCUACGAAAAGCCAGAGGCCGACGUGUUGCACCGCCGUCCCCGCAACGUAAAAAAGGACCGCCUGGUCAAUUGGCAGCUCAUAUUUCAAGCGUACGGCAUCAUUGGCAUGACAGAGACGCUAGCCUCGUUCGCCAUGUCCUACUGGUACCUAGAGCGGAACGGCAUCGCUUUCAAGGACCUGUGGUUUGCCUUUGGCAAGAUCCCGCCAUACGUGACCGAGGACUACUACAACGCCAGACUCACAGAGGCAUCCUCCAUUUACUUUGUCAAUCUGGUCGUGAUGCAGUGGUUCAACCUAAUGGCUGUGCGCUGCCGUCGGCUAAGCAUCUUUCAGCACCCGCCGGCGUUUAACAAGGCGACACAGAAUCUCUACCUAUUUCCCGCGAUCCUGUUUGCGCUGAGCAUGGUUUUCUUGUGGUGCUACCCACCAGCAAUCCAGCGCGUUAUCAUCACGGCGCCGGUGCCGGUGGAAUACUGGUUCCUACCAUUUGCGUUUGGCAUUUACAUCAUCUUUAUCGAUGAAGCGAGACGGUUUCUGGUACGCAAGCACCCAAACAGCAUCAUUGCCAAGGCUGCGUGGUAA
Beauveria bassiana ARSEF 2860 is the source of this 3327-nucleotide messenger RNA. RefSeq names its product Na,H/K antiporter P-type ATPase. The coding region runs from base 1 to 3327 and encodes 1108 amino acids. Lineage: Eukaryota; Fungi; Ascomycota; Sordariomycetes; Hypocreales; Cordycipitaceae. Gene Ontology annotation, molecular function: ATP binding; ATP hydrolysis activity; P-type sodium:potassium-exchanging transporter activity. The transcript has 6 exons. The record is from RefSeq and is a predicted model, not a curated record. Gene Ontology annotation, biological process: sodium ion export across plasma membrane; potassium ion import across plasma membrane; intracellular sodium ion homeostasis. Gene Ontology annotation, cellular component: membrane.